Molecule: messenger RNA, 3705 nt
Organism: Oikopleura dioica
Lineage: Eukaryota; Metazoa; Chordata; Appendicularia; Copelata; Oikopleuridae
Source: the annotation of a GenBank genome assembly
AUGGAAGAUUUCUCCUCUGGAGCCGUUCUCGUACUGAUAUUUGCUAUUGUUUACCUCAACUGCGAGUUCGAGCUCGCCUACUACAACUUUACCUUCUUCUCGACCUACUUGUCAGUCAACGCAGUAGAAUUCACCGUCACCUUUCCGAAUUCGCCUCCAAUUUCAAACGGUUUUGCAUGCGAAAAAAUCAAGGCGAACAUUUCCUCCAUUCAAAUCCAUUGGUUCUGCGUCUUCAGGCGCCUUCUUUACAAAAGACCAAUUUCGCUCAAAAUAGGCGACGUAAAUACCGUCUUCGACUUGUACCGCCAAGCUGAAAGCCCAGUUCCUUCCUUCGUUCCUCAAUCUUCUUCAUCCUACGCGUCUCGGUCGUCCUCGCAAGAUUUCUUCAUCAAAAACUUUUUCCUCCAAAGUCUUCAAUGUUCCUCUUUCACCAGUCGUUUCGAUAUCUUCAACCCUGGCUAUCGCCUGUCAGAAUGCGCGAUAACAUUUUCAGUCCUUCAAACAGAAUUCGCCAUAUCCGUGCGGGAAAAACUCAACCACCUUUUCACAACUUUAUCUACUCCCGAGAUUUCCCUAUCGAUCAACUACCCGAAAGGCCAAAUCCUACGGGUGUACUGUCCCUUACUAAUCAACUACACACUGCCAUUACAAAUGCCCUGCGUCAACGAAGAGCCCGAGUUCCUCGAGAUCGUCUUCUCUAAGUUCAACAUCGAGGCGGAAAUCAAAGCCUUAGGCGUGAUCCGCUCCUUCAUCAAAAAAGCGCCACUUGGAGGAACUAGCCCGGAGCACUUUUCCUCUUCAACGCAGCUUAUCCACUCUUCCAAAACUGCCCAAAAGCUGCUCAAAUUGACGAAUAUGCCUCGUGCCGAGCUUCGAAUUCACAACUUCUGCGCGGAGAUCAACUCAGAGCGCGAAAUGAAAACGCUGGAGCUCUCCUGCUCCGAAGUGUCUAUCAUGAAAACGCUGAAGGAAGUCGAACUCGUCGAAGUGGACAACGCACGGGCGAAUAGAGCGGGCUCCAGAAGAAAGCCAUUUCGCACCUCCUGGUCAAUCGAAUCAAUGGCUGCGUGCGAACGAACAUCUCUUCUUUUCGAACUGAAAGAAACGAGUCUCAGAAGUCACGACAUAGAAGCGCCGCUGAUCGAAGCGAAUCACCUGCGAUGCAAUGUCGAGGUGGAAAACGGUCGCGUCCAACCAAUGCGCAUCAUAUUCGUCGUCCAAAGCAGUCAAUUGACCCUGUUUCUGAACUUGGACGAGGCAUUCCUUUGGUAUAAAUUGGCGAAGGCAGGGUUGGAAUGGACGCCAGGCCCGUCAGGUCUUCGCCCGUUUGGUUCAAAAGAGUCCUUAGAAAUGUUCAAACUUCAGAGGCAUCGGAAGACCAAGUCCGAACCGGGAAUUAAAAAUCCCUAUGCGAAAAGGGCGCUUGUCAUUGAAUACUUCCUCUCAGCAAAGAUCAACAACGCCAAAUGCUCCAUUGAGUCGCAUCAAUCCAAAGCUCUACUAACCUUUCGCUCGCUCUCCAUCCUCAACCAUAAGCACUCAGACAGCCAGGGGAUCAUCUUCAACAUUGACAAGCUGCAGAGCUUCACCGAGUCUGUUCUCGGAAAAGGACCGCCAGCUUUUGAAAGUGGUACGCAUCAUUGGGGCACGCUUAUUGGAAUUGAACAAGUGCGGCUUGGAAACUCGCUCGAAUUCGAAACCGGAAGGGAUCUGAAUCAAACCAUCUGCCACAACGAUGUCAAAGUGUAUGGCUUUACAAUGGAAGUAUCGAACGAAAUUGCGGAAAACUUGACUCAAUUAAUCCGCACAGUCACCAACUUUGUCGAAAAUCACUUCCAAGAUACCUCUCCCGAUCGCGUGCGAAAUUCUAGAAUAUCUUCCGUGCUCAAAGUUGACUCCAGAUACGCAGAUGUGAAUGUGCGCGAUGUGACGAUUUAUGUGCGAUCGAGUCAAUGUCCAGAGCUGGUUUUAUUCCGACUCGAUACUCUCCAAGCAGAUAGAAAUUUGAAGGCGCUGAAGAUCAAGAUUUCUGGCGUGGCAUUUGGACUGACGCAGUUUAUUGGAUCGAAAGUAGAGUGUCUGCCUUCGGAUAGCAUCGAUGACAAGUUCUUCGAAAUCAAGGAAUGCCUCGCAACGUUUGAGCUGUCUGAUUACGCCUUGGAAAAGUUAUCGGUCGAGUUUCCUGCUGGUCAUGUGACAGUGCUCAAGUGGAGUCCACGAGUGCACAUUCUCUUCCACGAAAGCGUCGUUGAAAUCAUCAAUCACCUUCGGAACGCGGUCAUGUCCACUCCUCCCUCGACACCAAACUCUUCUUUUACCAAUGGGCCAGGUCUAUCAGGAAGCGAAGGAAAGGAGAGACUCAAUCUUCUGAAGUAUAUCAGCGCGAAUUUACGGGACUUUCACCUGAUUUUCAACCUCGACACGGGCCAGAAAAUGGAGCUGCGUCUCGUCAACUUCGGCUGUGUGUGCAAUAAGCUCUCCGAGAUUCGAUUCUCGUCCUCGUCGAUGAUAUUCGACUUCGACGAUCAUUCCAAACUCAUAAACAUAGAAGAGCUAAAAGUAACUUACAAAGAAAAAGACGACAAUUUAGACGCGUUGCGAAAAGAUCGUGAGGCUUAUUUCAAGCUGAAGCCAAAAACAUUGUCAAAUCGCGUUCUUUUCAUCGAAUCCAGCCUCCUGCAUCUUCAUUUCCCCUUCAACUAUAUGUUCACAACCACAUUCGAGCACUGCAUCGCCACUUUCAAGAUGAUCAAAAAACUCUACAAACCGAAUUCGGAGCCGUUUUCAAGCACCAAGUUGCCACCCGAUCUCGUCUUUCGCGUCAAGAAGUGGCUCUGGACGGUCGAAGACGAUCCCUUUGAGAUUAAGCUUCGGUCAGUCUAUGACUUUCACUCCCAAGAGGUUAUCGACCAGCAGAAGCGUCUCAAAAUCCUCGAAGAUCGAAUUAAACAAAUGGAAGCGGAAGAAAGUGUCUUACGGGGGCUCCUGGACAAACUUCUUGAAAAGAACAUUGACAUCUAUCUAGCUCGUAUUCGUAAAAUGAAAGCAGAAGAAAAAUGGAUCAAGUAUAAAAAUCUCUUCAGCUGGACUGUAACUGAUUUUGACUUGACAGUUUUGGCGGAUAAAUCGAUGAACGGAUACGAACCGCUGAAGGAACUGCUGCUUCUGAUCGACCAAGACCUUCAAGACGAAACUGUAGCUGCCUUCGAGUACUCGACAAUGUGGGGCCGAGUGAUUGAGCUCAAAGCAUCGAACUGGCGCGUCCAGCUUCGGGACUUUCCGACCGACUUGGUGAAAGCCGAGAAUUUCUCGUGGACAGGAACGCUCUGCGGUGCAGAGCAGCACGGAACGGAAGAGCACAACUGGAAGCGAUUCACAAUCGAUCCGGGACAGCCGUGGAGUUCGCGAGAAGUGAUGCGAAACCUCGCCCCGCUCAAGUUCUUCCACGACAUUGAGAUGAAUUACGAUCUUCUUGAGCUCGGUUGGGGUCCAUGUCUAGAAGCAGCCUGGGGCGAGUUCCAACACGCAUUCGAUCGAAUAACCUCUGGCCCGCCGGAUAACUCGCCAGCACUGCCCUGGUGGGACAAGCAGCGACUCAAGUACAGAGGCAAAAUUGUCCUGAAAGCUAAUCGAUCAGAAUGGCAUCAUUUGUCGUCAAAGAGUCCGUACGCGCACGAAGAACGCCUUUGCUGGCAAUGGGACUAG